This is a messenger RNA of Sinocyclocheilus grahami, 709 nucleotides long. RefSeq names its product fucolectin-1-like. NCBI's taxonomy places the organism in Eukaryota, Metazoa, Chordata, Actinopteri, Cypriniformes, Cyprinidae. The annotation marks the transcript as partial. The record is from RefSeq and is a predicted model, not a curated record. The transcript is spliced from 5 exons.
AUGUUGCAGUCCAUGAUGGCAAGAACCCCCUCAACAUCUGGCAACAUGCAGGCUUCCGAUGACAGCGACUCAGAGGUAGAGUUAACCGUUGUGCCGCACCGUAAUUUGGCAACAGGAAAAAACGUCACACAGUCAUCAACCUAUGGCCUCUGGUCUGCUGAACAGGCCAUUGAUUCCAAUCCUGGUUUCAGAAAGUCGUGGUCAUCGUGUUCCUCAACCGAUAAUCAGACUAACCCAUGGUGGAGAGUGGAUCUGAGUUCUGUGUACAGAGUUAAUAGAGUCGUCAUCACAAACAGACUAGACUGCUGUCCAGAACGAAUAAACGGAGCGGAGAUUCGCAUCGGAAACUCUUUGGAGAACAACGGCAACAACAAUCCCACAUGCGCUGUGAUUUCUAGCAUUCCAGCUGGUGUUUCCUCCACCUACACAUGUAAUGGUAUGGAGGGUCGAUAUGUGAAUCUUUUCAUUCCUGGAGAUUCAAAGUAUCUUACUCUGUGUGAGGUGGAGGUGUAUGGAGAAGGUCCUGUACUGAAGAAAACCUUUGUGAAGAUGAACCUGAAGUCCAGUUCGAGUCUGUCUGAAAUUGAAAUGAGAGUCCAGCUCCUGUCACAGCUUCAGUCUGCUUUGGUGGAACGAGGGUUUUCUGACUUGACGCUGCAGUGGUCUCAACCACCCAAAAAGGAAGUGAUGCAGAAGGUAGCUUCACCAG